CCCUAAAAUGAACGCUGCGCCACCAAAUUCCUCUCUCCCCCAAAGCUUUUUCCAGCCCCUCAAAUUCCGCCGCCGCAUCUCUGUGCCUCCCUCGCAGCCACCGUCGUCAGCUUAUCGUUUUCCAUGGUAGCUGCGCGCGAAUUUCACCCCCAAUCAAAUUUUUUAUAACGAGCCGAACGCGAGCUCAAAUUGAGCCGAUUUUUGGAACGAGCCGAUCUGGAGCCAGCAUCUCUCAUCUCAUGCUUUUCACCAACUCUAAUGCUCAGGGUGAAAAGCCGCCGCGUCGGAAUUCUAGCCACCUCUUUGAACCACCGGCCAAUAAUCCGCCGGCUAGGCCGAGAAGCAACGAAUUUACGGAUUCCGACAUAGUGAUAUGCAACGUCUCUAUCAGAGAUCACUUGCGCGGUGGCCGAUUCGACGCUGCGUUGCGCUUGUUCAACUCGAUGCGUCGCAAAUCUGCGGUAUCGUAUGGCAUCUUGAUGUUUGGGUGCUUGUCCAGUGGCGAAUUUAAGCUGGCCCAUCAGCUGUUUGAUAAAAUGGCUGUGAAGAAUUUGGUCGCUGGGAAUAUGAUGAUCUGUGGGAAUAUUAAGAACAAGAAUCUCGCCGCUGCACGGCGGCAGGUGUGGAAGCAUCAAGGAGGCAUAGCCAAGACAUGGCUUUGCCGAAGUAGCUCUCCAACAUUUUGAGUCAAUAAAACAAGCAUCUAUUCCGCCUGAUGAAGUUACAAUGGUAAAUAUUAAUGAUAUUUGUGACUUUUUUUCUUGUCUACUUGGUUUUUGAUUGCCAAUAAUAUCGAGCUCGUCGAAACUCUUAGAGCUAUUUGAGUACUUUAGGUUAUCGGUAUUUUUAGUCUUGUACAACUUGUAUUGUGCAUAUAUUAAUGAUUUUUCUUUAAGUGUAACUUUCUUCUCCAUUUGCUCAUGGGCUGUAUUUAAUUGUUUUUAAUUAGGUUGGUGUUCUCUCUGUUUGACGUAUACUUCUUGGUAGAGAAGGGAAAACAUUACUUCUAGAAGGGAAAACAUUACUUCUAUUCAAUGAAGAGGUUUGGGCAGAUGAACAUAUGUUAAAUGGAAAACAUUACUUCUAGAAGGGAAAACAUUACUUCUAUUCAAUGAAUAGGUUUGGGCACAUGAGCAUAUGUUAAGAAGAUGCAAUGAAGUGGUUGUUUGGCUGGGGUUAUAAACUCUUUAAAAUAGCUUAUAAGUUAAAUAAAAAGCUUAUAUACUCCUUCAAAAUAGCUUAUAAGUUGUAUGUAUAAGAGCAUAUAUAUUCAUUCACAGUGUUUAGUAAAAUAAGCUCUUAAGUAACUUACUGUAGAAAUAAGCUCAACAACUUAUAAGUUUCCAAAAAAUAAGUGGUUUUGCCCCAAUCUAUUUAUUCAUAAUCUUAUAUGCAACAAUUAUGUUACAAAUAUUAUUUAAUUAUCGUUUGUUAUUUUCAUUAUAUUCUUUUUCAAGUUCAUCACUUUUUAAUAUUCUCUCUCUAACAAAGAUUUUCUCUAUUUAUCACAAAAUUAUCUCUUAAUACUUAUAAGCUUAAUUAUCCAAACACUUUGAUAGCGUAUAAGCUUUUGAGAAACUAUAUCUUAUAAGUUUUUGAAAUAUCUUAUAAGUUGUUGGAGCUUAUAAGCUCUUUGAAAUAAGCUUAGCCAGACAUCCUCAUGGGGAUACGGAUGUCAGAGGAUGACCGGGAUAUAGCUUGGUUGAAGUAUUAAACAAGGUUCACACAUUUUCGGUUGGAGACUUCACUCAUCUCGACGAUGAAAGCUUUCAAUCUUUUCUUGGAAGAGUCUGAUUUUGAGGGUGAAAGAAGAUGGAUAUGUUUCAGCCAUGAAGUCUGUGCUGCACGAUGUGGUGGAAGACGAAAAGCAGCAUGAGCUCAAGUACUAUAGACAUUUUCAAGAACUUGACCAUAUAUGAGGAUUGCCACACCGCGAUCGAACACAUUCCAAGAUUGUGGGGAGAUUGAUCAUGUCUCAUGAUCCGAGUUGUUUUCACCACUUCGAGGGAGCUGUAUGUAAUUGUGGAGAUUAUUGGUGAGUGAAUGAUCUUGAUCAAGAAUAUUGGUAAUUCCCCCUUCCUUGAUGCUUAGUAGUUUGUAGUUUAUUAUUUAAGUGAAAGCAGCAGCAGUAGGCAUAUCUGUAAUAUUUGGAUCGUUUAUUGCUAAUAGUGUAUAAAAAAAGAUAGAGAUUCCUUUUGGCGUUUGUAAAGAAUUUAAGAAAUAUCUUCACUCAUUUUAACAUAGUUUUUGCUUACAUUUUUGCUA
Salvia miltiorrhiza (redroot sage) is the source of this 2265-nucleotide messenger RNA. RefSeq names its product pentatricopeptide repeat-containing protein At4g02750-like. The transcript has 2 exons. NCBI's taxonomy places the organism in Eukaryota, Viridiplantae, Streptophyta, Magnoliopsida, Lamiales, Lamiaceae. Bases 240 to 686 code for a protein of 148 amino acids. Gene Ontology annotation, molecular function: protein binding. The record is from RefSeq and is a predicted model, not a curated record.